AGAUCAACCGUCUAAAAUCCCUCAUUAAAAUGUCCAAAAUCGCUGUGAUCGGUUGUGGUGCCGUCGGACUGACUUCGGCUCUGGAGUUGCAAAAUAAAUUCGGAAGUUGCAUGCGAGUUACGAUAUUUGCGGACAAGUUUAGUCCAAAUACGACAAGCGACAUCGCGGCUGGACUUUGGGAACCGUACUUAUUAGCCGAUAAUUCCGAAUUUGAUGUGUUCCGAUGGUCCAGCCGGACGUAUCGCUUUAUUCUAAAACUCUGGCAGGAAGGUGAAGCGAAAGCGGCAGGAAUUUGCCUUCAACCCGUCGUCAAUUUGUCUGCAUUGAAAAAUUAUUCGUGCCCAAAAUGGGUCGCUGCGACCAUCGGAUACAAUGAACUCUCCGAUGGCUGUUUGCAAAGUUUCAGCGAACUGUACGGGCAAAGUUUCACUGGCGGUUUUAUGUUUAUCAGCUUCACUUGGGAAGCGGCGGUAUUUUUGCCCUAUUUGCAGGCAGGAGUUGCAGUGAAAUGCCCACAAUCCUUGCAAUGCUGGUUAAAGAGCGAUGAAUUUUUUCAGCAAAAGUUCCUGAAAAUAGGCGGCAUUAUAAAGGAAAGACAUAUCGGGAGUCUUAACGAACUGGAAGAAUUCGAUGCGAUUUUAAAUUGCACGGGACUCGAAGCCAGACGUUUAUCAAACGAUGAAACAGUUGUCCCGAUUAGAGGGCAAAUUAUCAGAGCGGAGGCUCCCUGGCUCUAUUUCACUUAUGUGAUUCAAAGCGAGCUGGAAGACCAAACUUGCUAUGUGAUUCCCAAUGCAAAAUCCGCUGUUUUCGGUGGAACCCAACAGAAAAGUUUCAGAACAACGGUAAGCAGCAGCGAUUCGCAACGCAUUUUACGGAACGUGCACAAACUGCUGCCGCAAAUCGCUCAGGCCAGGAUUUUACAGGAAAUUGUGGGCCUCAGGCCUUCCAGGCCCAAAGUGCGUCUGGAGGCGGAAUUUUUCAAGCUUGCAACUGGCAAAAUUGUCCCAGUUGUUCAUAAUUAUGGCCAUGGCGGGGCGGGAAUCACUCUAAGCAUUGGAUGUGCUCAGGAUGCAGCUCUUCUCAUAGGGAAAGUGUUGAAAAUUACCAGCUCAAAGCUAUAAUAAUUAUUAUUGCUCUAAACGUUUUUAAUGUCGUCGAGGAAAUCAUGCAAAAUUCAAAUAAGCCAAAUUUUUGUUUGGAUUUUCCUCAAGGUUCAGCUUGGCUUGACCCAUUGAAUCCAUUGCCAAACCUGAACUGAAAUGUCUCGAUGCGAUGAAACCUAAAUCUCUCAAGUUUUGUGAAAAGCUUUUGAAUAGGUUUUUCAGCGACAAACUGACCACUAAAACCCGGUCUUCCUCAGUAACAUAGAGUUUAAAGUUGUUGAUGCUGCAUGACUGAAACUCAAAAAUGUAUAGUACAAAAUUGAAGAACUG
Dendroctonus ponderosae (mountain pine beetle) is the source of this 1436-nucleotide messenger RNA. RefSeq names its product D-amino-acid oxidase. The transcript is spliced from 4 exons. The record is from RefSeq and is a predicted model, not a curated record. NCBI's taxonomy places the organism in Eukaryota, Metazoa, Arthropoda, Insecta, Coleoptera, Curculionidae. Gene Ontology annotation, molecular function: D-amino-acid oxidase activity; FAD binding. The coding region runs from base 30 to 1124 and encodes 364 amino acids.